Molecule: messenger RNA, 1963 nt
Organism: Myripristis murdjan (pinecone soldierfish)
Lineage: Eukaryota; Metazoa; Chordata; Actinopteri; Holocentriformes; Holocentridae
Gene: plvapb
Product: plasmalemma vesicle associated protein b
Exons: 9
Coding region: 256-1566 (436 amino acids)
Biological process (GO): regulation of vascular permeability; positive regulation of cellular extravasation
Source: RefSeq, a predicted model, not a curated record
GUCAUUGUUUACAUCCAUCCAUACAUGACAUUUUUCCUCUAUAUUUCUGCAGUCUGACAGUCUAUAGAAGAAGGGGAAAUAAACACAUCUCAGACUUUUUUCCCCACUUCAGCUUGACAGUGAUCGUCUUGAGGCUUCAGCACCUGUUUGGUAGAGGAGAAACACGUUGGAGGGAAACCUCAGGGAUUUAAAACCACCAAGCGAUUCUUGUUCAGAUUUUGUAAACCCUCUGCCAACAUUUCGCCUCCAACAGCCAUGUACAGCUCCAGCUACUCCCGGGCCAAGUUUGGCCUGGACGCGAGGGAGCCUCUUCACAAGCCCAAAGGGAAGAGCUGCGGCUACUACAUGAGGAUCGUCUUCUUCUUCUCCUCCUUGAUCCAGUCUCUGAUCAUAAUCAGCCUGGUGUUGUUCCUGAUCUACGGCCAACCAGAGAAGACUGCUGAGGAGAAGAGGGUCAAGGAGCUGGAGCUGAACUUCAACAAGCUGAGUGAGAACAACAUCAAACUGAGGAAGGAGAAAGGCGAGCUGGGAGCUCAGCUGGGAGCGCGCACAGCAGAGAAAGCUGCUCUGGAGAAAGAGCUGGAGAAAGUGAAGACUGAAGCCAACACCACAGUCACUCAGCUUCAGCAGAAAAUAAUCCAGUGUGAGGCAGAUAAAAGGUUGGCACUGACACGCUCCACACCAGUGGUCCACUGUCCCACCACUCCCAUCCAGCCCCCUGUUGUUGUCACCACUGGCAGUGAAAUAAAGACUUUGCAGAGCCUCAACGCCCAGCAAAGAGCCAUGAUCAGCCUCAUUGAAGCGAACUUCACCCAGACGGUUCAUUAUCUGAGCCAGGAGAGGGACAACGCCCUCAAGGACCGAGACGCGCACCACCAGGACGCCAUCACGCUGCGCAGGGACAACAGCGUCCUGAACGAGCAGCUGACCACCUACACCAGAAAGUGCAAGGAGGACUUUGCCCGCUCUCUGGAGGGCAUCCAGACGGUGACGAGCAGUUUCCUGACGAGGAUCAACAGCCUGUUUCCCCACCAGCUGACCUUUCACCUCACCUGUGAGAAACAGCAGGAGCAAAUGGACAAGAUAAGGACCAGCUGCACCAACCUGUCCAAAGACGUGGAGGAUAAGUUCCAGAAGUACUUAGACAAUGUGGGCAACAAGGUGGCCGACAUCCAAGCCCAGUCCAGUCGCCUGGAGGUGCAGACCUCGCACCUGACCGCCGACCUGAAGCAGUGUCGCCUCAACAGCAGCCUGACAGUCGCCGAGGCCAGCAGGCAGCUACAGCUGAAACAACAGAAACAUGACAACCAGAUGGAGGAUUUGUUGAGGGUGCAGAACCGACUAAGGGAGGAGAAGAAGCUGCAGUCAGACCGUCUGGCUGUGAGAGAGAGUGAACUUCAGAACCUCAAGGCCAAGAUCCAAACGCUCACUGCUCAGGCCAGCUGUAAGCCCGGUGUCCCUAAACCCGCUGCCCUGCAGGUCGCCCCUUAUCAGAGCAAACAGACUGGGACCAGCUGGCCUUUUGUUGGAGCACCUGGCAUCAGGAAAACUCCCACGGUGAGAUGAGACGGACAGGAGGGUCAGUGAGACGAGGCCAAGUGACCAAUAUAAUGCUUUUUUAUUUUUUCUGACCACAACACAUCCUCAAACAUUUUCUGUAUAUAGCCCCCAGUUCUGACACCGGAUUAAUGUGGACAUGUGUUAUGCCAUUGAUCUGUUUAUACCUGACUUAUCUUUAACUGGACUGGAGCAUCGGAUGAAUAACUACAAAUAAAAGCCUUGGUAUCACCAAGACUCAGGUUAAUGUACAAAUGUCCAUGACACUGGUGUAAAUAGUUCCUAUGGUGUGUCAGUGGUGUAUGAAUAUGAGAAAACAGAUCCUGGAAAAUGCUCUUCUGAUUUAUGACUGGGUUCAAAUGAAAUUAAGUGAAGCAUUUGCUCAUUUAAAUUAAUAAACCUUAAU